AAGCAUUACAGUGUAUUGGUAGAACUGAGCGCCAGCGGUGGCUUGUAAUUAAGGGUGAGGCCAUUUUCUGUGGAUUGUCAAACCGUUGCUAGAUGGAUGAACGUCAAAAUAUUUUACUUUGAGGUAUAUAACUGACGCAUAUAUUUCAGCAGCACCCAUUCCAUAUAUUUUGAGCUAGAACCAAUAAGAGUGUUACGAGAAAAACAGGAUGGCGAAUCUCAGACAAAUAUCCACAACAAUUUUUAUUGUAUUUAUCUCAGUAUACCUCGGGGAAACUAAAAGUGUGCAAAAGCGGAGCGUUUUUCAGAUGUGUAACCUGAUCCAGUUUUACACCCAGAACUCUUGCUAUGACUACAAUGAUUACGGCUGCUUCUGUGGUUACGGACAAGUCGGUUAUAAGGCGGUGGACAGAGUCGAUGGUUGCUGCAAAAAGCAUGACUCGUGUUACGGGAGAGUAAAUUGCUACUUUGGCGCUCAGUUUGUUCCGUUUGGGUCAUCAUGCAAUUCUACAACACAAGAAUGUCAGUGCACUGAUUCGCCUGGAUCCUGUGCUCGUGAUGUGUGCGAGUGCGACCUAGAAUUUGCUUCCUGUCUUAGGGGUCAACCUGUACACCCUGUCUUCAUCAACUAUGAUCGGACUCAGUGUAAACUGAUCCCACCAAAACUUAUUAAUCAACACUGACUUUGUAAAUUCUUAAUAAACACAUAUCACUCAGCA
Molecule: messenger RNA, 718 nt
Organism: Saccostrea echinata
Lineage: Eukaryota; Metazoa; Mollusca; Bivalvia; Ostreida; Ostreidae
Product: basic phospholipase A2 3-like
Exons: 6
Coding region: 209-682 (157 amino acids)
Biological process (GO): arachidonate secretion; phospholipid metabolic process; lipid catabolic process
Molecular function (GO): calcium ion binding; phospholipid binding
Source: RefSeq, a predicted model, not a curated record